AUGGAGGCUGCAUCAUCUUACAUUCCCAAAGACAACGAGGAAAAGCCCUUAGGAGAAGAUGCCUGCUUCAUCUGUGAAGAAACGCAGACCAUUGGGGUGGCAGAUGGGGUGGGAAGUUGGGGGAAAAAAGGCAUAGAUGCCGGUGAAUACGCGAGAGAGCUGAUGAAUAAUGCAUCCUUUUCGGUUCUUGAACAGGCGGAGGAGGAGGGUUCUGUUUGUCCCUUGCAAGUGUUGCAUGAAGCUUACUGGAUGACCAAGGCAAAAGGGUCAUCCACUGCAUGCAUUGUGACCCUAAAGGAAGAUUUCUUGCAUGCUGUGAAUAUCGGAGACAGUGGUUUCUUGGUGAUCAAGAAAGGGAAAGUUGUGUUCCAGUCGCCCGCCAUGCAGAAGCGGUUUAACUGUCCGUAUCAGCUUGGAAACGAGAGCGAUACUCCGGAUUCGGCCCAAGAAUUCAAGGUUGAUGUGGAGCAUGAUGAUGUUUUGGUGGUGGGAACUGAUGGUUUGUUUGAUAACUUGUUUCCUCAUCAGAUAGGGUCUAUAGUUCAUAAUUGUGUGGAAGGGAAGUUGUCGCCAAAGAUGAUGGCUAGUCUUAUAGCAGAACUUGCUUGGUAUCAUUCUCUUCAGAAGGAUCGUUCAACUCCCUACACCAAGUCUGCCAUGGAAGUGGGACUGGUUCAGGAGAAUUAUUUGGGAGGCAAGUAUGAUGAUGUUACUGUAGUUGUUGCUAAGAUUGUAUAG
This is a messenger RNA of Coffea eugenioides, 738 nucleotides long. Its product is annotated as probable protein phosphatase 2C 80. The record is from RefSeq and is a predicted model, not a curated record. NCBI's taxonomy places the organism in Eukaryota, Viridiplantae, Streptophyta, Magnoliopsida, Gentianales, Rubiaceae. The transcript has a single exon. Bases 1 to 738 code for a protein of 245 amino acids.